Centruroides sculpturatus (bark scorpion) is the source of this 2365-nucleotide messenger RNA. RefSeq names its product acylglycerol kinase, mitochondrial-like (gene Mulk). Lineage: Eukaryota; Metazoa; Arthropoda; Arachnida; Scorpiones; Buthidae. The record is from RefSeq and is a predicted model, not a curated record. Gene Ontology annotation, biological process: protein insertion into mitochondrial inner membrane; ceramide biosynthetic process. The coding region runs from base 223 to 1482 and encodes 419 amino acids. The transcript is spliced from 14 exons. Gene Ontology annotation, cellular component: mitochondrion; TIM22 mitochondrial import inner membrane insertion complex. Gene Ontology annotation, molecular function: ATP-dependent diacylglycerol kinase activity; ceramide kinase activity; acylglycerol kinase activity.
CGUGACUCGCAGGAAUAGAUCGGGAAGUGUUUGUUUCGUCUAGAUACUAAGAAUAUUUAUGUAUAUUUUAAUGUAAAACAUGUACAUUAUAUUGUCGGUUACGUUAGCUUUAAAGUUUAAUUUAUUAUUUUCGUUAUGUUGAACUCGAAACUUUUCGUGUAAAGUUUUUUUAUGAGUGUAUAGAAUAUUGAAAUAGUUUUUUACAUUAGUGCAACUUUAAUCAUGGCAAAGUUAAUGAACAUAUUAAAAACGUUAAGAAAUCAUUGGAAGAAAAGUAUUUUUGCCUGCGGAUUAAUGACGUAUGGCUCGUUUUAUUUGCGUGAUCGAUAUAGGAUCGAAAAAAUGAUGAGAGCUUAUUGUGAAGAGGCAAAGAAUUAUGGUGAUAUGCCACUUCCAGUUAAUGGAAAACCAAGACAUAUUACAGUUAUUCUUAAUCCAGUAGCUAAAAAUGGGGCUGCCUUAUAUGUAUAUGGUGAAUUUGCAUAUUUGCAACCAUUAAGUCUCUUUGUCACAUACACAGAACCAAUUUACGGUGUGACAGAAAAAGAAGGUCAAGCAAAAGAUUUAAUGGAAGUUAUGGAUAAUACCGAUUCAGUUAUAGUUGCAGGUGGAAAUGGUACAUUGCAUGAGGCUGUGACCGGUCUUCUGAGAAGAAGUGAUGCACAACUAAGGUGUAGUGGUGUAGUUCAUUUUACAGAUGUUCAAAACAUCUAUCCUGAGCUUGAGUGUAUUCAUUACACCUAUACAACACUGAUUGUUGAACUCUGUAUUUCACCAGCAAAAGAUUAUACAAACGUUAUUAAUGAAGAAUGUGGCACAUGGCAUUCAGAACAAGUUCCAUCUCCUGGAAUACUGAUUGAAACAAAAAACCUUGAGACGACUAAUAAUUGUUUAUAUUGCAGAUAUUGGCUGUUUGGACCACUGAAAACAAAAAUUGCCUAUAUAUCAAGAGCUUUUCAGGAAUGGCCAUCAAAUCAGGAAUUUGAUUUGUCUUACAUUUAUCCCUGUGGUGGAUGUUCAAAAUGUUAUGAAAAACCAAUUGAAAUAAAAUCCAGACGAUGGUGGGAGGCUUUUAUACCAAAAACUCCAAAUAUUUCUGGUAUUUCACCAGCAAAAGAUUAUACAAACGUUAUUAAUGAAGAAUGUGGCACAUGGCAUUCAGAACAAGUUCCAUCUCCUGGAAUACUGAUUGAAACAAAAAACCUUGAGACGACUAAUGAAGAACAUUUUCUAAAUGUUGUUAUCCAUUCCUCAAAUUUGAGUCGUUUGCAAUUUAUAAAUGAGGGUAUAACUCGUGGAAAACAGAAAAUGGAAGAAGAAACAGAAUUUAAGAAAGUAAUAAAAGUUAGAGAAUUAAAAUUAAUGCUUGAUGUGGAAGAGGGCAAAGAACAAUGGUGCAAUAUUGAUACUGAUAAUUAUGAAGUUCAGCCAGUUCAUAUACAAUUACUUCCUCAAAAAGUAUAUAUUUAUUCUAAUGGAUAAACAGCUUAAUAAAUAAAAAAAUUUAUAUAUAUAUAUUUUAUUUUUAAAAGUGUAAGCAUUCAUUUAUUUGUAAAGUAAUGAUAUAUAUAAAAUCAAUAUUAUUAACAUAUAUAAAUACUAUAUAGUAAUAAAUAAUUUUUGAUAAAUUUAUAAUAAUCAAAAUAUUUAAAAUUAUUGUCAUUAUUACUUGAGAGAUGACAAAAAUUCUGCAUUUUAUUGAUUCUAUGUUCUAAAUCAUUAGUAAUCACAUGUCAGGAUGACUCAGCUGAUAAAUUUUUAGAACUGUUAAUUCCACAGUUCAGUUUGAAUUAGCAGUUUCAGUUCUUUUGGAUAAUUUUAUUUGUCAGUCUUUGAUUUAGUAAUUCUGAUUUACAAAUACAUACAUAAAUUUAAUAAGAUAUAUGUAUUUGUGUGUAUUAGACUGUUCAAUAGGGUAAUUUCAGAUUAAGUGGUAAUUAUUUAAAUAUAGUUAAUAUUGAUUAGAAAUGCUUGAUAAAAUUGUUUUAUGAUGUUGAUUUUUGUUAAGUUAUGGCAAUGCAACACUUGGGCGAUCUGCCUAGGGGGAUGCCUUCUGGGAGGUCUUGUUAAGAGAAACUGACCUCUAUUUAGGUAUGACAGACGUGAAGAAAACCCCAAAAAACUCCACAUGGCCAGCCUGUCCAAGCAAGGUGUGAACCCUAACCGAACUUCCAGUAUUCAGGGUACGAAGACUGCUUGGCCACUGGUGGGCUAAAAUUGUUUUAAUAGUGAAUAUUGUGGAUACAGGUUAACUGAUGUGUCAUCUUCAAACAAUUUAAGGGAUUUCCCUUUUCUGAAUAAUAAGAAAAAUGAUUGAAUGUGAUAUUCAGUAUUAAUGAAUUACACAAUUCACAUGUAUAUUGAU